AUGCCAUUUAUUCGUCGAACUACUAGCCAAAUUAAUAAGCAUGGUCCAAAGAAAGAUUGUGUCGCCUAUCAUGGCAUGCAUCUUAAUAGCGAACAGCGUAGUUUUUUCACGAAAAAUAAAUUAUUUCGGUCUCCAGGUUUUACUUCAACAACAAAAAAGAAGGAAGUGGCAAAAACACUCGGUAAUACUUUGUUCGAGAUUCGCAUCUCUGCUCGCUGUUCACAAGUAAGAGAUAUAUCACAAUUUUCACACUUUAAGUAUGAAGAAAAAAUGCUAUUUUCUCCUCAUUCUCGCUUCCAAGUUGUAACAACAUUUAAUGAAGUAAUCAUUUUACGAGCAAUAGAUAACUUAUCAAAAAUUGAAAUGAUUGACUCUAAUAAUGAUGCUGACAAUGAUUCAAGUGAUGGCGUAAAAUUCUAUUGGCAUUACUAUUGUUUAAUUAAACCUAAAACAGUUCCUUGGGAUUACUAUACACCACCAGCUAGUGAAAAAAAGCAAAAAAGCUGGAUUACUUAUAAAACAAGUGCUCUCAAAUCUCAUACAACAAUUUUUCCAAAGCCUAAUAAACCGGAUACCUCGAUAUCUUUUACAAAAAGUACUUCAAUUCCUAAUAAAACAAGUACUUCGAAUAAUAUGGAAAAAACUGUUUCAACUUCCGUUAAAAACAACAAAUCCUCCUUAUGUACAAUACUCUGA
Rotaria sp. Silwood2 is the source of this 696-nucleotide messenger RNA. The record is from the annotation of a GenBank genome assembly. NCBI's taxonomy places the organism in Eukaryota, Metazoa, Rotifera, Eurotatoria, Philodinida, Philodinidae.